Messenger RNA from Funneliformis geosporum, 909 nucleotides. The record is from the annotation of a GenBank genome assembly. Lineage: Eukaryota; Fungi; Glomeromycota; Glomeromycetes; Glomerales; Glomeraceae.
AUGCCUGAUCCACUUUCAAUUCUAAAAAGAGAAAUAAAGCGCCUUAGCUUCGUUUCAAACGAAAAAAUAAGUUUAUUUGGUUACUUCACCGGAAAUGAAAAGAAUCAAAUUGACGCGUUAUCUCUCCUUAAUGACUGUGAUAAUGAUGAAGAAAAGCGUAAUUAUUUGAGGUCUCUGAUCCCCCCACCUGGUUUGGCUACAUUGAAAAAUCUUGAUGACAAAAUGGAUCUUAUUAGAUCUGAAUUAGGAAACGUUUAUGAAUCAUCCGCUCGUCUAGAAAUUGCAAAAAUAAACGGUUCCCAUUAUUCCUCCAAGUUUGAAGUGUAUGAUCUAAAUGGUCUUGCACGACUUUCUUUACCACGAAAACAAUUCCCCAAUGAAAAACCAAAUCUCAAUACCCUCGCUGACAGAGCGGAAAAGGCUCUAAAUGGCUGGGAAGCUCAUGAAAGGAAAUCUACCAGUUCGGAAAAUCGUCUAUAUCUCGCAAAUACAAAAUUCUUGGGUGUUAUGCUGAUCACUUCGUAUAUCAUGGAUCCAAAAAUAGCUAUAGAGAACAAUCAUGCACCAUUCGACGAAGUUCUUGAAUUGGACAUUCGUGGAAGGCCAACAAGUUAUCUUGAUAUGAAAAAUGUUUCUAUCGAGAUAGGGGAAAUCAAGUUAACGACCAAGAACCUACUUCAUGGUUACCGACAACUAUUGAUUAGACUUGCAAUACUUGGAUUCGCUAUUGAAGCGUUGAACAGUAAAGGUGACGAAGUAGUUGAUUAUAGGUGCGAUUUAGUCGGAAUAUUAUACGUCCCGAAAGUCCCUUCCGUUAUUAAUAUUCCAAGUGAAUGGGAAAGCGGUAUUCAAUUUCCCAAAGGUUCCAACCACACUAUAAGAAUUGUCGCAGUAGGUGAUAAACCAUGA